AUGGAUUGCCAGUCUUGGCCAGUCAACGACAUCUUUCUGUCAAAGUUCAACUAUCUCUUCCUGCAGGAUCACGAUGCUCUAGAGCUCAACGGCGCCAAUCUGGGCGAUCUGACCAACGAUAUCCAUCCCCUCUUUAGUCGGGAGAAUUUUCUUGUCUUCGACGAGAAAUAUCAGGUCCUCAUGCCGACUUUGCGUCUGGCCUCGAGGAUCCUGACGGAUAUGAGCUCCAUCACCUUCUUCCAUGCCUUGAUCUACGGCCGCAAUGAUAUUUUAGGAGGCGGGAUGACUGAGACGUACGGGCGCCCAUGCUUUACUUUUAAUCGGCAGGAGACUCCGCUAACGCCUCUGCAGUUCAAAGAUACAUUUGACACCUUGGAGAAUCUGGCAAGCUUUGUCAAGUUCAGGACCAAUCCCCUGUUGACAACCAUGAACUCUUGGGGCUGCACAAGCGGCAACGCGGACAUCGUGCAUCCCAUGGGCGGCCUGGGCUCGUAUAUUGAUAUUAACCCUAUCUUUCUCUAUCAUCUUGGCUCCGGCAGACUAUCUGUUUCGGAGCGCCUACGUAUUCAGCUCAUCUUGGCAAUUACCCUCUGUCACGAGUGUACACAUGCCAUUGGGUUUGCGGCUUAUCCCCGUGACCCUGACGAGAUUGGUGCUGCAAUCGUCGAACCCUUCUUUGAGAAUCAUCGUUUGGCAGAGUUGGGCUCCGCCUUUGAGGACUUUGUCUUCGGCGGCAUUAUUGACCCCAUGGCAGAACAGACAGAUUGCUGCUACGGGCUGAUCAUCGAAGGUUGGCCUGGCAAUAGAGUUCCCGUGACCAGAGAGGGCGCUGUCCCCGUCCCGGUGCGCACUGAUAUCCCCGUUCCUGCGUUCAGUACAAGGUAUCUGAUCCCCAUGACUUGGGUUCAGGCCGUACACUCAACGGCGUUCUGGGACGAUGUUGCUCGAUUGAAAGAGACUUCGCUCAAGGCGCCGACAACCACAGGGUACAGAUUCGUCAAUUCCGACUCUGGUCAUAUCUAUGAGGAGGGCUAUGUCCUCGAGUGA
Messenger RNA from Xylona heveae TC161, 1047 nucleotides. RefSeq lists its product as hypothetical. The transcript has a single exon. The record is from RefSeq and is a predicted model, not a curated record. Bases 1 to 1047 code for a protein of 348 amino acids. Lineage: Eukaryota; Fungi; Ascomycota; Xylonomycetes; Xylonales; Xylonaceae.